GGAACUCGCGUUAAGUUUCGCCCUGAUUGCGAGUAUAGGUGUCGUCCCUCUCCCUAGUGAUAAUGUCGAAGCUUCAGUCAAGUUUCGCCCUGACUGCGAGUAUAGGUGUCGUCCUCAGCCACAUUAUUGCGAAUCUUGCAAGCCGACUCGAUAA
Molecule: messenger RNA, 154 nt
Organism: Funneliformis geosporum
Lineage: Eukaryota; Fungi; Glomeromycota; Glomeromycetes; Glomerales; Glomeraceae
Source: the annotation of a GenBank genome assembly